Molecule: messenger RNA, 1281 nt
Organism: Rhizophagus irregularis DAOM 181602=DAOM 197198
Lineage: Eukaryota; Fungi; Glomeromycota; Glomeromycetes; Glomerales; Glomeraceae
Source: RefSeq, a predicted model, not a curated record
AGAAUUUUUAAUAUUUUGUUUUGUCUUUAUAAAUUUAGUAAGAAACGACUAAAAAAAAAAUAAAUUAGAAAUUAAAAAAAAGUAUAAAAAAAAUCCGAAUUCAGGAUUUCAUUAAUUUAACGAAUAUUAUAUACACGACACGUGAUUCAAAUACUUUAAUUUUCUUUGAAAGACUUUUGACUACACAAAGAACGCUUUAUAAGAUAUAAACAUUUUUAUUCAAGAUGUCUGUCAUAAGCGGAGGCUCAGAUUACGAUCGACUUCCUUUUGGUAGUAGUCCGUCAUCAGUGGUAUCAUAUCCCAUAAAUCAGGAUUAUCCAGGAGGAGCUCAAUCGGUCAUGUCUUCUGCAGUUACAGCUGCAAAUUCUAUAUUACCACCUGAACAAGCGAACAUUAAUUUUAAACCUACUACAACAGCAGUAACAAAAAUAUCUAAAUUAAAAUUACACGUUUUAUUGGAUUCAACAAUUUAUACAGCUGGUGGUAUUUUAACUGGAAGAUUGGCAUUGACAAGUUCUACUGCACGCUCAAUAAAACUUGGUGAAAUUUCUGUAGAAUUAACCGCUUUUGAAGAAUUAUCUGUUAAAGAAUAUACUGCUUCACAAUCUUUUUUGUCUUCUAGAUUAGUUUUUCAAAGUGAAAAUUUACCACCUUCUAAUGCUGUACAUGGUCCAAAAGAUAAUGGUUAUUGGACGGCCAAAAAAGGGAAAACAACUUUUCCUUUUGCUUUUAAAAUACCUGUUGAUGCACCAAGUUCUGUUACAUAUGCAAGUUUGGCAUCUCUAAAAUAUGUUGUAACUGGGGUUGUUCAAUUCUUCAACAAUAAUAAAGCAGAUACGCUUUUUAAAUCAAAAGAAGCUCUUAUCGUUGAAGCUUGGGAUGGUCAAAACCCAAUUUACAAACAACCCGUAAAUGAGACUAAUAUGAAACAGUUAUGGAUGGGUGGAUCAGGUGCUGUUACCUUAGAAGGAACAUUAUCAGAAACAUUAUUUCAAAGUGGUGGAAAUGUAAGUGUUCAAGUGAGAGUGAAAAAUGAAACUAAGAGAAGGGUAAUGUAUGAUUUUCCUGUUUUUCUUAAUUUUAAUAUUUGUAAAAUUUUGUUUAACUAAAUUUUCAAUUAAUUUUAGGUUCAAGGAAUAAAAGUAGCCAUUACACACAAACUUUUAAUUUUAGCUAAUAAACAUAAGAAAGAAAUUGAUGAUGUUAAAGUCGUUGGAGAUACAAUUACCGAAGAAUGGUUUAAAAAUAAAGACUUUUUAUUUGAUUGUGGAGAGGAUCGUU